AUGAUUGAGCAUUCGUCUUUCCUUUAUCGCCCGAAUCCUUGUGAAGUUAGUCGCAUCAAGGCUAACGAGAUUUUAAAGAGACGCCAAAUUAGAAUGACACAGGUUCGUCGACUAUCGAAGGUCUACUCUGCAAUUGCUAGAAACAUUUAUCGGGAAACGAAAAGGGCACAAACAGGUUAUGAAAACUUGCUUUUACAAAAGCAGCAGAUAGCAGAAGACUUUGCUCUACUUCAAACUCGGCAAAGGAUGCUCGAUGGCAUUAUGGAACACUUUGGCCAUGGUCACAGAAAUGCUAAUUCCUGGGCAAGUGAUAAACUUUACUGUUUUACCUGCAAAUCGAAGGAUCCAGUGGUCGAAGAGCGGAAGCGCCUUUCUAUCACGAGGGUUACUGCAAAGAAGCGCUUUGCUGAAGCAUACGCUGACUUGCUGGUUACUCGUGCGAGGUCAUUGCGAAAUGUAGAGAUGCGGCGACACCUCCGUGAGACCGUUCGAGUGGCUGAACGAGCGAGAGCGGCGACCAUUGCAGCCCUUCCACCGCCCUCACGCGACCCUCUUGAUGCUCACCUUAACCCAAGCGGUGUUCCCUGCUCUCGCUGCCUAAGUGAUACUCACAAGGCGUGCCACCUGUUUAUGGAUACAAAUGAGCCGCCACUGAAGUCUGGAAAUCAGGAAUUGAAGGAGACGGGAGAAGUGAAGGGAGGCGGAGUGCUGAGUGGGCCACUGAGGCUUGAGAAGAAUCAGUUCGAAUUAAAUGUGCACUGUAUAGCAUCAAGCCGUGUAGACGACCCUGUGAACCCUGAUGCAUUAGUUAUUGCUGUAGCCAAGAAUGAGUGCGCCGAUUUUGCCUGCCAACGCGCUAUUCCCCUCGAUUCUGAAUCUGGGCUUAGUUCACGCAUCCACGUGCAAUUUGCUACCGGACGAACACAUUCAAAGCAGGAGGAUGAGUUGUUGAUGCAAAAACAGAAACAUAUUUCCUUGAGCGAAGCAGAGGUCGGUCAUGGCACUCAUAUUGAAGAUUUGUCAUCAUCCUUGGGGCGACCAACACUCGUCACACCUGAUCCGAAGCCUUUGGAUUAUGUGCAGUUUCAUCCAUACUGUACCACUCUUAUGGAUCCGCACCUAGUCCUGCGAGGGCAAGACCCUGGUGAGCAAACCAAUUUGCCAUCCUCGGCGCUGUCUCCCUGUCAGGACUUUAUCGCACAGCCUCACCCUUCCACAGGCCCCACCUCUUGUGAUUUGCGAACACUGACCUUCCACAAAAAACCUCCAGUUCUUCCCUUCGCUAUCCCAACUAACCUUCUCAAAUUUCACACUUCUGAGUCGAUAGAGUUGCCCUCGACAGGAACUGAUGCACUGGAUGCAUCGAAAAUACUCGUAAUUCGUCCCCACGGAACAAAAAUUUCAGUCUCGGAAUCGUGUGGCAUAUCUGAAAUGGAUAAUGGUCGACCCUCUUCCACCGUGCUAAGUGAAAUGGUGUCUUUUGACUGCAUAAAAAUGCAACUGGAGUACGAGUCCUCUGUGUUGAAUAAUUACCUUAAUUCUAAUCUAAUGGAACGGUUAUUUGUUUAUAGCUCGGAAGUCGAAAACAUUGACAAGGCGAUAACAGAGUUGCGCAAGUCAUUUAGUAGCAGUAUCCUUUCUUCGCAGUCAACGCAGGACAAUGAAGUGAAUUCGAUUCGAAUCUGCGCGCUAUCCACUUCUCCCAACUUGGCAACAAACCAUUCGGGGUCUCCUUCAAAGGUCGUGGAAGUGCUUGAACGAUCUGAGGCGAUGGUGAAGGGGGCGAGGGAAGAUGGAACACUGCACAAUGCUGAGAGUUGUCAUUCAGAUUUCAUCAACAACGGUAUUGCUAUGAACGCGCCAUCACUUUCGGCUGCGCUAUCAGCCGAAAAGGGCGAUGAAAGGCAGUCUCCGGGUGCUGCGUCGCCAACGACCAGUUUGUCUUCCUCUCCUAUCUCUGGUUCCACGGCGGGAGCAUGCACGUCUGCGUCAGCAAAGCCAAGCACUGGGGCUAGAUCUCUUCCCGUAGUGGAGUCACUGCAACGGCGUGCAAGGGAGCUGAUAUUGCGGCAAAUGGAGUGCAUUCGUGCUGGUGAUGCAGGGAACCAUAUCCCUGCCUGUGGAACGCUUGAACUGCCAUCCCAUCGCCUCAUGGGUUUGGCUCAAGAGAAUGGUGCGAACCUCGAAAUUCCCUCGGUACCAGCUAAAACCCUAGUCCUCAACUCUCUAGGGUCUUCACAUGACUUGGAUGAUGACGCCUCACCUAUAUUAGACACUCUUCCGUUGACCUCCUGCCAAUCCUGGGCGCAGCCUAUGAUAAGUCCCGCCUCCGUUUUACUCUCAAGUCUAAGAAGGCCUUCCCCACCAAGUUCACCAUUGCCAUCGCUGCCAAGCAGCUACACCAUGCCAUCCUCCAUCGCCACGUCCAAAGCAAAAUAUAGUCUUCAAUCUAUUCCCACUCAAUUGGAGGAUAAGGUGAAUUCCCAGGUAGCCUUUAAUGCUUCAGUGCAAACUGACAGUACUCCAAAUUCUUCCAGUCGUCCUUCAAAUCAAUUUAGCUAUUUGUCAUCUCAGUCGUCUUGCCUCCCGGCUGAGGCACCUCUCGUUUCGGAAUCAGAAGCCUCACAGAAGCAUGCUUCAUGUGUGCCAAUAAAUCAGUCUACAACACCAGCUGGGAGUGCGAGUACAACUUUGCGUGCUCUCCGAAGAGGUCUUUCCAAUGGCUUUAAAAGCGGAUUUAAGGAAUCACAUUUGCGACCGUUUUGUGACGCCUCAGUUGGAACGUUAAAUCUUGAGAAAGGUGAACGGCUUACUAGUCUUCGCAGUGAAUUUGUGGCAGAUGAGGUCUUCCCCUCCCUCUGUAGUGAUCCCUCUCUUAUCCCAACUACUAAUAACACCUCUUCAUUCCUCCAACAGUCGAGUGCUUUCAUGAAUGACGCGAAAGAGCCGUCCACAAGCCCUCUGUUGAACAGUCAGAGUUUGCAGGUGAAAGCACCUUUCAAGGUUGGGAUGAUACAACAUCCCCCUUCUAAGUCACUCUCUCUUGACGUGGACACCAGUUCAACCAAGCGCGAGUCGGAACGCGUUUUAUGUAGUGUUGACACAAGCCCUAUAUCGACGCUUAUGCGUUUACAAUCAGAGUCCAUUCCACCAACGCCAGUCUCUGAUAUUAAUAAGAACUUAACUCUCCUAACCAGGUCCAAGUUGAUUAAUCCGUCGAAAUCGCUUCCAAUCGUCGCUCAAUUCGAUGAUAUGGAGGAGAUCGGAACUGACAGCACUAUGAGUGCUCAUGCCCUCAAAAAUCCGACCCUCUACUCAUUGUUAGCAUGUUGCAAUAUUGCUGGGAACUGUGUUGCACCAUCAUGCAAUGCCAACGUCUUGUCCGAGUCGACAAGAAAGAAAUGUGAGACUGAGUCAAGGAACCAAUCAACCGAAACGUCCUGUUCAGCCUGUGACUCCAUCGACAUAGGCACAUCUCCCUCUGUGUCACUCCACUCCUUCCUGGAGAACGAAGCCUGUGUGCAGUCCCCUGUGGAGCAGAAGCGGGAUGGAGGGGAGGCUUUCUACAAAGAGGAAGCGCUCACCGUUCAUACCGACUUCCUCACUGUUCCCUCGUCCUCAAGAGGCCUUGUUCAACAGACUCGUCGUUCCUCUUAUUCCCCUCUGGCCCUAGGGAGACCACUCAUCUCCAUUAAACUUGAAUCACUUUCGACGAGUAGCACUCUCAAGGAUUUGGCGAGAUCUGAUCAAAAGGAGGGGAAUGAAGCCACCACAACGUCAACUUUAGCAACACUUCCUGUUGGGAAUGUAGAGGGAGGAAAAUCUGUUUCCGAUGCUGCAUCUCCUACGAUAUUAGUUUGUUCAAAAUCGGUCAAUGCAAAGGCAUCCAACCUGAUGUCAGAUAAUAUGAAGAUAGAUAUGAUGAAUCCUGUUGCAGUAGAGGCAGAUGCUGGAGGAUCAAACAGUGCAAAAGCGCUUGUUCCAGAUUUGGUUGAUGGGAAAGUGGAUGACAAGGCUGCUAACACAGAAGAAUUUGCUUUUAAGCCAGUUAGUGUAAAUGCAGGUUCCGAAGAUUCGAUUGAGAGUAAAGGAAGUGAAAUAGCGCCUAUUUUUUGGAAACCAGCCGAUGCAAGACAGGUUGGAGAGAAGUUGACUUGUGCAGAACCGGAGGAUGUGGGAACCAGUGAUGAGGUCACAGACACUGUAGCAUCGAUAAGAGUAGAAGCAGUCGACGUAAUCGAAACUGGUGCAGAAUCUGUGGGUACAGCGAAAAGUGAAGCAGUCCUUACUGAUGUGGAAAUCGUCGGUUCAAAAUCGCCCGUUUCGAAGGCAUUUACUGUGGCUUCACUUGAUGUAAUAACUUCGCCUACUAUUGAAUUAGUAGGUGCUAAGAAAGGGAGUGUGAAGGCAGCCACGAGGGAGUUCCUCGUUUCCGCACCAUCAGCCGGUGCAACAGCAGGUUUUGUGGAUUUGCUUUCCGUUGAGACAAGUAGUGUGGAACUGAAGUCUUCAGGGUCAACUAAUGUGAAAAUGGCGGGAAUCAAAACGUUUGAUAAGGAAGUGCUUGGUGCGGCUGCAGUUAGAGCAAUGAAUGUUGCUGAAAAUGUUCCUAUCGACUUCAUCACUACCAAAUUAGAAGGUGAAUUUGGUAUAAAUUCGACCGAUUUGGAGAUACCUGGGAUACAGUCCUUCAGUGCAAAGAUGUCUGCUUCUGAAGAGACUGAUCAAAGUGAAAUUGUUCCGGAACCUACUGCUUUUGAAAUGAAUAUCACGAAAUCAAAUCCACUAGAAUCCCAUGCAGCAGUAUCAAGAGGACUGAGAGUGAGCAAUCCUAGUUUACUUGCUGCAAAUUCAGGCAGCACAAGAUUAACCGGAAUGGAAGUAACAGAUGUCGAGCGGAAUCAUGACCAUGCGAUCUUACAUCAGCCAAAAAGAGCUGCCAUUUAUGCUGCGGCUACUCCCACUGAUCUUCCCGUCUACCUAAUCGCCAACACUGCUGCUACUACAGCCAGGAUGCGGAAGGUACGGGAUGAGUUAGAGGUAUGUGCAGUCGGCUCAAUUGCCAGUUCUCGUCCGUAA
Messenger RNA from Hydatigera taeniaeformis, 5079 nucleotides. Lineage: Eukaryota; Metazoa; Platyhelminthes; Cestoda; Cyclophyllidea; Taeniidae. The record is from the annotation of a GenBank genome assembly.